AUCCUAUCCUUUAAGCAUUCUUCAUGACCAUAAUGCUUCUCCUUGGUUUCAUACUCCUACUACCUUUCGUUCAGGCAACGAUACAACUGGAUGACAGCGUAUCACACUACGAUAUUAUGAUAGCAUCAAAUUCAACGAGACCAUUGGUUGCGAGUUCAAGUGUCAAGUUCAAACACUUUGAUCAACUUUACUAUUGCCAUUUUGUGGGGAAUGCUGAUCAAAAAGACCUUUCUUUGAGCGAAAGUAGUUACCAGUCAGAUCUUGAGAGUACUGUGGCCACUUUAUGGUCGUUGGGAGACACCUAUGCAAAAGAGAAUAAGAUGAAAUGUCUUUAUCAAUCAUCCAGUGAUUAUUGGAAGUACAGCUUUUGUCUCGAUGGCAAUAUCACACAAUUUAGAGGGUUUAAGAAACUUUUUGGAGUAUCCACUGAUACAUCUUUAAUAGACCCAGACAAGCCCUUCUUCACCUUGGGAAGCUUCGAGAACGCAAAUAAAAAAGAUUAUACUAAUUUCAAUUUAGUUUCAAACUAUGAUGGUCCGAUCUAUCUUGAGCAAACCAUUGGCGGAGGAGAUAUUUGUGAUAAGACAGGCAAACAAAGGAUCUCUACCAUUCGAUAUCGCUGCGAUGAGGCUCACCCAGGAGCUAAAUUACUAUCGGUGAGAGAAAUCAAAACCUGCCGCUACGAAGUUCAGGUUUAUCUUCCUGAAAUCUGUAGUUCUCCCUUGUUCAAAAGUCGGCCUUCGAAAAAAGAGCAAGUGUUCUGUGAAGCUGAGGAUACUGCUGUAUCUUCAAAACCAAAAAUUUUGGACAUCAAGUCUGUCAACCUCAUUCCUCUUGGAUAUGGCGUUUAUCUGGGACUAGACGAAACAAAUCCGGAGCGACCUAAUGUUCUAAUAACCAACAAACGAGUUCCUAAUAUUAAUAGCUCCGAGAUUAUUCAUGAAUUACUUGGCGAUGCAGCAAAGGCGUUUGCAAAUCUAAUUUCAAAGUCCUUGAUAUUUCAUCCUGACCAAACCGAGCCAGGACGACAUGUAUCUGGCAAAGACUCUUUUACUUAUACCACGUCAAUAUUUGGCGUAGGGGGAGUACAUCUAUUCGAUAUGAUGAUACUACAGGACGAACGUGGCAAGAUUGUCGCUCAGUUAAUUUCUGAUGGCACACCACCCAAAAACUUUAUCGAAUUCAAUGGUGUUGAAGUAUGAUCAAGCAAAUUAUACCCUAAGAUAAAUGACUUCUGGAAGUAAAUUCAGCGGCGCCUUUUCAUUGGUCUGUUGUAAGUUGCCAUUUGCACGGCCUGCGAGUUGUGAGCAUCGCUCAUCAUUGAUGAUGGUAACGAACCGUUGUAAUUGUGUUGCAGCACUGGUAUUUUAGAACUUGGUUCAAUUUCUAAACUCCGUGGUUGAACAUUUUUGUGCUUUAUUAUUCCCGUUAUCAUGCGCCUUAGCUGGUUAAAUCUAAUAGUCUCGAUCUUACUCGGCUUGAAUAUCUCCCUUUUACCAGCUGCGCCGCCUCUAAAACGUUCACGUCUUAGCUGGUUCAAUUCUAAUAAGAGCUUGGUGAUCGUUUUUUGGGCACAAUUAUCAUUGACAGCUUGCUGCUCGUCUUCAUCAAUUACAUUUCCAGCAUUCCAUUGGAUGAUUUUUUCUAAAUCUAUUGGUCCCGAAUCCAGUUCAAUAUCUUCCUCGCUAGCUUCGUCUAUACCAUUUUGAGUCUGAUCGUGCUCUACCUGGUCAGCCGGAAUGCUAGCAUCCACGAUUGCUGGUUCUGCCUUUAUGGUUUCUUGCUCCAUUGCAACCUGCAACUUUCCUGCUCCAUUUGUAGCGCAUGUAAUUGCUGGUGACUUCCCAGCAUCAACUUCGUUUUCUUCAUUUUGCUCCUUCUCAAGUUGUUUUUUGAUCUCCAAUACUCUUUUGAGGCCAUAGUGCUGCAGCCAUAUAAGACCUUUCCACUCAUUGGAAAUGAUAGACCGACUUUCGUCAUACAUUGGUGCAAAAGAGAAAGCAUCAUCGUUAAAUCCAUGCUUGAUCCAUUGAGAGACAGGAAUAUUGUACCAAUUUGGAUGGAAACUUUGUGAGAGGAUCUCCGUUGGCAGAGCUUGCUGGUUGAUCGGAGUCUGACAUAACUGCGAUAAAUUUUCUGAUUUUGAACCUAAGAGACUUGGAACAACUGUCAAGGUUUCAACGGGUACGUCAUCAUCCAAAUUCGGCUUUCUGUCGUCCAACUCAGAGAUGCGCUUGUUCAACGAGGAGAAGAAAGGAACGCCAUUAGCCGCCGUUAACAAAAGUGCAUCACCCGACUUGUUGAAAUAGGAAGUGGUUAUUAGCUCGAAGUCGCGGACGAUGGCUUUUCUCAGACUCGUUCUUAUAUCAUCUUCAUUUUCUAUCUCCUGUUUAUUUGCCUUCUGCUUAAUCUCAUUACGAAAAGAUCUUCUAGUUUCUCUCUCUUGUAGAACCACUGUACUAUCAAGUCGUAGGCUUUCCUUUAACAAAAGCUCCACGGCAAUAUGAUAAAAACGAUCAAUUUGCACAUGAUCAGCUUCUGAGUUUUUGCUCGAAUAAGCAAUCAAUGAUGCAAUCUUUAUGUCAUGGUAAAUUUGAUAGAUGGACUCGUACUCAGCAGAAUCGAAUUUGUCUUCAAUGCUGACAUCCUUAGUAAAGUCGUUUCCAGUCAAAUCCAAAAAGUUAAGGAAAUUACUUGUUAUUUGCUUCGGAUCGUUUUCGAAAAACUUAUCAUUUUUUGGUAAUUGAAUGGAGAGGACUUCGUGAGUAUCUAUCUCUUUUAAAACUUUUACGAGAUCUGUGAAGAAAAGGUUGAACCUUAGUCUGUCGUCUUUCCUCAUCUUCACCACAAGAGCUUCUCCAGUUGCUGACAACAAUCAAUUUGUAUUCACACCUUGAUCCUAUGGGUUGGUGUCUUACUUAAUGAUACUUCAAAAGAUAAUUUCCCGGUAGUGUGGUGAAACC
Ogataea polymorpha is the source of this 2963-nucleotide messenger RNA. RefSeq lists its product as uncharacterized. Gene Ontology annotation, cellular component: endoplasmic reticulum lumen. The coding region runs from base 24 to 1202 and encodes 392 amino acids. NCBI's taxonomy places the organism in Eukaryota, Fungi, Ascomycota, Pichiomycetes, Pichiales, Pichiaceae. The transcript has a single exon. Gene Ontology annotation, biological process: endoplasmic reticulum unfolded protein response; retrograde protein transport, ER to cytosol. The record is from RefSeq and is a predicted model, not a curated record.